Molecule: messenger RNA, 1302 nt
Organism: Blepharisma stoltei
Lineage: Eukaryota; Ciliophora; Heterotrichea; Heterotrichida; Blepharismidae
Source: the annotation of a GenBank genome assembly
AUGGAGCCAGGACUUCUUUUCACUCCUCCAUCUUCAAAUAAAGCUCGCAAAACUCUGCUUGCGUUAUCAGGCAUUCUUGGUGUGCUUUGUGUAAUCUCAGUAGUUUCUUAUUGCAACCAGCCUUCUCUAUCAGCUUCUGCAACAAAGCAAUAUCAGUUCGAAGAACAAGAAUUCCAAGACUACAUGAAAAGAUACCACAAGCAGUAUACCCCUGAAGAAUAUGAGAGCCGCUUCUAUAUAUACUUUCUAAAUAAAUAAGUACUUUUAAAUAUAUACUAAAUGGCCUUAUAUAAUCUGCUUUAUUAUUCCUAAUUUUUCUAUUAGAAAUUUAUGAAAAUACAGUAUAUAUUAUAAAAAAAUAAAAAAAUAGCAAAAACAGCUUAUUUUCACUCAAAAUUCUGCCUUUAUUCGCAUCCACAAUUCCCUCAACAAAUCCUGGACACUAGGCUACAAUGAAUUUACAGAUCUUUCCCCAGAAGAAUUUAAAUCAAUUUACUUACAAACCACACCAGCCCCUAGAAUCCCAGCAAAGCCUUUAUCUUCUUCUUUUGAAAAAUCACUGAAAAUCCCGCUAACUAUCGAUUGGAGAACACAAGGAGCUGUUACACCUGUAGGAAACCAAGGAUCUUGCAAAGGAGGCUGGGCAUUUGCAGCAGCGGGCGCUAUUGAAGGAGUCUGGAAAAUCGCAGGAAAUCCUUUAGUUGCCUUAUCAAAAGAGCAGCUUGUAUCUUGCUCAUCAUCUUAUGGAGCCGACGGCUGCAAUGGUGGACUUCCAGAACAAGCUUUUGAGUACGUAAUCGGAAAUCCUGGACUUGCUAGCGAUAAGGUCUAUCCUUUUAACUCCGGAAACGGAAUUGUCAACAACUGUGUACCUACCUUAGCAAGCCAAACUGCAGCCUCUAUAUCAGGAUAUGCAAAUGUCGCACCAGUUGACGAUCCUGCAGCUUUGAAAAACAAUAUUUAAAUUUUUUUUUAAAAAUCAAAAAAAAUAAAAAAAAAUUUUUAAAAAAAAAUUCAGCUUUGAUAGCCGCCAUAACACAGCAGCCUAUUGCAGUUGGUGUAGAAGCUGAUCAAUAUGUAUGGCAAUACUAUAAGACUGGAGUUAUCACCAAUAAUUGUGGAACUAAUAUUAACCAUUUUGCGUUGGUUGUAGGUUACAAUAAUUCAGCCCAAGUUCCUUAUUACAUUGUGAAGAACUCAUGGGGUGCUAAUUGGGGAAUGAGCGGGUACUUAUAUAUUGCAAUUGGAAGUGAUACAGGAGUUUGCGGAAUCCAAAUGCUUUCGUCUUAUCCAACCUUAUAA